Mixia osmundae IAM 14324 is the source of this 1399-nucleotide messenger RNA. RefSeq lists its product as uncharacterized. Gene Ontology annotation, molecular function: adenosylhomocysteinase activity. NCBI's taxonomy places the organism in Eukaryota, Fungi, Basidiomycota, Mixiomycetes, Mixiales, Mixiaceae. The transcript is spliced from 8 exons. The record is from RefSeq and is a predicted model, not a curated record. Bases 53 to 1351 code for a protein of 432 amino acids. Gene Ontology annotation, biological process: L-methionine cycle. Gene Ontology annotation, cellular component: cytosol.
CAGGGUCUUAUACGAGCUCUGAAGACAGUCAUCAGAGAGAAACAUCAGCGAAAUGGCAAGCAACUACAAAGUCGCAGACAUCAGCUUGGCAGCAUGGGGCCGCAAGGAGAUUGAGAUCAACGAGCACGAGAUGCCUGGUCUCAUGAACCUGCGCAAGAAGUAUGGAGCCUCCAAGCCUCUCGCUGGUGCUCGCAUCGCCGGCUGCCUUCACAUGACCAUCCAGACUGCCAUUCUCAUCGAGACGCUCACUGCGCUCGGUGCACAAGUAACGUGGUCCUCUUGCAACAUCUUCUCGACUCAGGAUCACGCUGCUGCUGCCAUCGCUGCUUCAGGCGUUCCCGUCUUUGCCUGGAAGGGCGAGACUGAGGAGGAGUACAUCUGGUGUAUCGAGCAAUCGCUCGCCGCUUUCCCAGAUGGCAAGCCUCUCAACAUGAUCCUUGACGAUGGUGGUGAUCUGACCGCACUCGUUCAUGAGAAGCACCCAGAAUGGCUCGAAGGUAUCAAGGGCGUCUCCGAAGAGACGACGACCGGUGUCCAUCAUCUCUACCGCAUGAUGAAGAAGGGUACCCUCAAGAUCCCUGCCAUCAAUGUCAACGACUCGGUCACAAAGUCUAAAUUCGACAACUACUACGGCUGCCGCGAGUCGCUCGUCGAUGGCAUCAAGCGCGCCACUGACAUCAUGCUGGCUGGCAAGGUUGCGGUCGUCGCUGGCUACGGCGAUGUCGGCAAGGGUUGCGCAGAGUCUCUCCGCUCAUACGGUGCUCGCGUUAUCGUUACCGAGAUCGAUCCGAUCAAUGCCUUGCAGGCUUGCAUGGCAGGUUACGAGGUCACCACAAUGGAAGACGCAGCCUAUAGAGCCAACUUGUUUGUCACCACGACAGGCUGCAGAGACAUCAUCGUCGGCAAGCACUUCGAGGCUAUGCCCGAAGACGCCAUUGUUUGCAACAUUGGCCAUUUCGACAUUGAAGUCGACGUCGCAUGGCUCAAGAAGACGGCCAAGGAGGCCAUCAACAUUAAGCCGCAAGUCGACCGUUUCACUAUGCCUAGCGGUCGCCACGUCAUCUUGCUUGCCGAGGGCCGUCUUGUCAACCUGGGCUGUGCCCACGGCCAUCCCUCGUUCGUCAUGUCCUGCUCCUUCUCCAACCAGGUGCUUGCACAGAUUGCGCUCUGGACCGACACUGCCUCUUACCCGCUCGGCGUCCAUGUGCUGCCAAAGGCUCUCGAUGAAGAAGUUGCCAUGGCGCACUUGGCGUCGCUCAACGUGAAGCUGACGACCAUGACUGACGCCCAAGCCGAGUACAUGGACCUGCCGAUUACUGGGCCCUUCAAGGCCAAUCAUUACCGAUACUAGGUAGCUCGCAUCUCAGCCUGUACUGACUACGAAAAGAGAAAGCCUUCA